GCAUAUGAAAAAACUGAUCAAAUCCCAAAUGCAGAUAUCUUAUCCAGUAAGAACAAAUCAAAACAGAAAACGUAAAUCAUAGAAGAACAAUGUACCGAAAUACAACAGUGGAGCAAUCGGAAAAAGAAGAAAAAAACUGAAGCUGCUCACGAAAAGUUGGAGCCUUUACACACCAGAGACAUGGAUAGUAUUACCCAGAACGCCAUCACACAGAAACCCAUGACUGGUGCUUGAAGAGAAACAGAAAAGGAAACCGGUAACGAACCCGAAGGGGAAAGAGAAAGCAUUAGAGGGCCUGGAGCAGCCAUGGCGUCGUCGUCUGGGUUUGGCGGACUGGGGCUGGAAGGGAUUGUGGGCAGCGAAGGUUGUUCAGUGGGAGGCAGCUCGGAGCCACCCGUGGAGGGGAAAAGGGGCGAAAUAUCUGGGGAUAAGCUCUGGGGCGGCGAAGACGAGGCAGGAAAUGGGAGCAAUAAUGACGGUGCGGGUGAAAUGGAGAGAGACUUCGGGAGACUGAGAAUCAAGAAAGACAUGAAGACGCUCAAGAAAAGGGUUGAGGAAGCCAUUAAUGAAUUAUCGAUGGAGUUCGGAAUCGGCAUCGCGGGUUCCUCCGGCAACGGAAUGAGUUCCGAAGCUCCGGUCGAAACCUCCUCGGUGGCCAUGGUUGUGCCGUCCUCACCACUACCCUUCGGGGCAAGUGUGGGGGCCGCAACCAUGACGUCGUUUUCAAUGCCGAGCUCGAUCUUCGGGUCGGCCCCUCGACCCAUUCCCGGGCUCGAAACCACGGGGGAUCACCCCGUCGCAAGAUCCCCCCAGCCCAAUGAAGCAAACGACCCCCUCGUGGCGAUGGUGAACCAAGCAUGGUACCACAACAACUAUCUCGCCAUCAACAUUAUCCUGGAGGGGUUGGGAGAUUCGCUAUACCCCGUCUACGCCGGUGCAACGCUCGCCAAAGAGCUUUGGAAUAGCUUGAACAAAAAGUAUCAAGCUGAAGAUGCCGGCACGAAGAAGUUCAUCGUUGGGAAGAUGUUGGACUACAAGAUGGUCGACAGCAAAUCUGUUGUCGCCCAGGCCGAGGAGCUUACGGUUAUCUUCAACAAAUGCAAUGAAGAGAAAGUAGGCGUCAGCGAGGCCUUCAAUUCCAAGUGGCGGCCAUCAUCCACAAACUUCCCCGGUCGUGGGAAGAUUUCCAAGCCGACCUCAAGCUCAAAAGAACGGAGCUGAAUCUGGAGCAACUGCUCACGCGGUUGAGGAUUCGAGAGGAAGGGCUUGCUAGAAGAAAUGGAAAGGCUAAGGCGAAUGUUGUAGAACAUCCGUCGGGCUCUUCACAUGGCGGGAAGGACAAGAAGAAAAUGGGUCCUAAGGG
Messenger RNA from Cuscuta campestris, 1363 nucleotides. The record is from the annotation of a GenBank genome assembly. NCBI's taxonomy places the organism in Eukaryota, Viridiplantae, Streptophyta, Magnoliopsida, Solanales, Convolvulaceae.